AUGCCUGCUAUCGAGCACCCCACUAUCAAGGAUGGCUGGUUCCGUGAGAUCUCCGGUAUGUGGCCUGGUCAGGCUAUGACCCUCAAGGUCGAGGAGGUCGUCCACCACGAGAAGAGCAAGUACCAGGAUGUCCUCAUCUUCAAGUCCACCGACUACGGCAUGGUCCUUGUCCUCGACAACGUCAUCCAGUGCACCGAGCGCGACGAGUUCUCCUACCAGGAGAUGAUUACUCACCUUGCCAUGAACUCCCACCCCAACCCCAAGAACGUUCUCGUUAUCGGCGGUGGUGAUGGUGGUGUUCUCCGCGAGGUCGUCAAGCACGAGUGCGUCGAGAAGGCUGUCCUCUGCGACAUUGACGAGGCUGUCAUUCGUCUCUCCAAGCAGUACCUCCCCGGCAUGUCUGUCGGCUUCGAUCACCCCAAGACCGAGACUAUCGUCGGCGACGGCUUCAAGUUCCUCGAGGACAAGAAGAACCAGUUCGAUGUUAUCAUCACCGACUCCAGCGACCCAGAGGGUCCUGCCGAGGCUCUCUUCCAGACGCCAUACUUUGAGCUGCUGAGUGGCGCUCUGCGCGAGGGUGGUGUCAUUACGACUCAAGGUUCCGAGAACCAGUGGUUGCACCUCCACAUCAUCACCGACCUCAAGAAGUCCUGCAAGUCAGUCUUCCCCACCGUCGAGUACGCCUACACCACCAUCCCUACCUACCCCUCCGGCCAGAUCGGCUUCAUGGUCUGCUCCAAGGACGCCGAGCGCAACGUCAAGAAGCCCCUCCGCAGCUGGUCGCCUGAGGAGGAGGACAAGCUUUGCAGGUACUACAGCAAGGAGAUCCACGAGGCUGCUUUUAUUUUGCCUACCUUUGCUCGCAAGGCCCUUGCCCAGGUCUAA
Molecule: messenger RNA, 885 nt
Organism: Ascochyta rabiei
Lineage: Eukaryota; Fungi; Ascomycota; Dothideomycetes; Pleosporales; Didymellaceae
Product: Spermidine synthase
Exons: 4
Coding region: 1-885 (294 amino acids)
Biological process (GO): spermidine biosynthetic process
Cellular component (GO): cytosol
Molecular function (GO): spermidine synthase activity
Source: RefSeq, a predicted model, not a curated record